Molecule: messenger RNA, 2644 nt
Organism: Lagopus muta (rock ptarmigan)
Lineage: Eukaryota; Metazoa; Chordata; Aves; Galliformes; Phasianidae
Gene: NANOS1
Product: nanos C2HC-type zinc finger 1
Exons: 2
Coding region: 77-847 (256 amino acids)
Biological process (GO): oogenesis; negative regulation of translation
Cellular component (GO): perinuclear region of cytoplasm
Molecular function (GO): mRNA binding; zinc ion binding
Source: RefSeq, a predicted model, not a curated record
GGUGUUGGGUUGCGGCGGUGCCGCGGUCCGGCGCGCGGUGGAGGGCGCGGGCGGGCGCUCCCGGACGGCGCCCUCCAUGGAGGCUUUCCCCGGCGGCAAGCUGGAGCCGCACCGGCACCUCCCUCCUGUAGAGCGCCUGCCGGGCGCCCGCUACGGCGGCCGGAGCCACAGCGCCUGCGGAAACGUCUUCAACUCGUGGAACGAUUACCUGGGGCUGGCCACGCUCAUCACCAAGGCCGUGCGCCCCGGCAAGGGCUUCGGCGCCGAGCCGCCCGCCGUGGUGGUGGCGGCGGCCGAAGAAGAGGAAGAAGAAGAGGAGGAGGAGGAGGAAGAAGCGGCGGGGCCGUACUUCGAGGGCGCGCUGGACUUGCACGAGCUGGAGCUGUGCGGGCACCACCACCAUCACCACGGCGACGGGCUGCUGGAGGAGCGCUACGCCGACUUCAGCCCCUUCCCCGGGCGCGGCGGCCCCGCCGCGGUGCUGUUCGACUGCUCGGGGGAGCACGCGGGCCGGGACGGCUCGGCUCACGCGUGGGGCGCGGGCGUGGUGGUGGCGGCGGGUCGGCUGCCCUCGCACCCGCGUGCCGCGGGCCGCCUGCUGAAGCCUGAGCUGCAGGUGUGCGUCUUCUGCCGGAACAACAAGGAGGCGGUGGCUCUGUACACCACGCACAUCCUGAAGGGACCCGACGGCCGCGUGCUGUGCCCUGUGCUGCGCCGCUACACCUGUCCCCUGUGCGGCGCCAGCGGGGACAAUGCCCACACCAUCAAGUACUGCCCGCUGUCCAAAAUGCAGGCGGCCAAACAGCUCCGGCACGCCCGGACCGCGCUGGGCAAGAAAGCCCGCUAGGAGCGGGGCGCGGGGGGACUGGCGGGCGGCUUCGGAGCGGCCGGGACGCCCUGUACGUGUUUCUUGUAAGAAAUAUAUAUAUAUGUGGUUUUUAAGAAAAUGGGAUUCGCCGCGAGUCCCGACGGGGGCGGCGCUCGGGGCGGGCGGUGUCUCUCCCCGCUGCCCGCCCGGCCCGGGGGAAUGGCCUCCCGCUGCCCGGCGGGGACUGAAUGGCUCUGAGCCGCUCCCUCGUCCUUGGAACCGUUCGGGUUUCUCGGUCGGUGGUCGGCAGCCCCUCGGCUAAAUGGCUGCAUCCAGGGAGGGGGAGGAACGGGACGGUGCCGCCCGGCUCCCUGUGCGUAACGCGCGGCAUUGAGGCUGGGAGGUUGGAGCGUCGAAGGACUGGCGGGGGUUGCGCGGUGAGCCCUUCUGGUGGGGGCACAGAGCGGACCCUGGUGUGUUUGUGGACUUCUGAGGAGACCCAGAGCACGGUGCGAAACUGACGAAAGGAAGGUGAUGCGUUUGUAAGGCUGAAGAGUGUGGCUUUGUUUGGAUGCGGGGGGGAGAUCCACCCGUGUGGUUACCAAGUAGCUUUCACGUAUACCGAACACGGGACGCAGCUCCGGGAAGUGCUGAGAGCCGGCACGGGGCUGCGUCGAUCUCGAGAGGUGGGGAAUUUGUUUUUAUUGCAACUUGAGGCAGGAGAAGGAGCGGCAGCAGCAGAUCUGUGGGUCUCUUCGGAGCCCUUUGGUGCCAGGAGGGCAGUGCAGAAGGGUUCUGCUCUAGAUGGCUGUACCCAGAUUCACCUGAGGGUGAGAAAGUCACCGGGUCCUAAUGGGAAGGGAAACUGGGCAAGUGAGAAGUGACAGGUAUCAGAGUGAGUUCCUGCUGGGGAGCUACCCGGCAGGGUGGGAGAUUGAAGCAAGCAAGUGGGAUGGGCAGGAGAGCAGUCAGGAUGUGCAGGAUUGGGAACAGGGGUCACUAUUCAAAACUGCAGCUGAGAACAGGGUUGUGGAUGGAAGUGUUCUAUUCAGGCUUCAUCAGAUUGCUUUGACGAUGUUAUUAGGUCUAAUUAGCAAAUGUAAAUGGGCUUGCAUUAAGUAACAUCUUGCUGUGGCUACAGCUGGUUGUAUGGAGCUGCCUGUUGGUUGUGAUGAUACCAGCUGUGUGCUGUCCCUCCUUCCAUGAGGCUUGCCCUGCAGGUUCUCAGCUGGUAGGAUUUAGGUGUUGGAUUUUAUGAUGUCUGUCUGCACUGCAGAUUGGGAUUGAGCUCCAGUGUAAUGCUGUGGGGAAAAAAGUCUUUUUGUUAGCUUCUUGUGGGGAUGAUGAAAAUGAGUAGACGCGUUUCAAUUGAGGUGACUGUUCAUGGACACAAAAGCAAGAAGGAUGUAAGGAAAAGAUCACAGAUGCUUUCUGACGGGACAUUCCGAGAGGGCUGCCAUACAUCUGCCUCCCCUGGUUUGUUGCUUAAGCUACCCCAUAGCAACUGCCCCACUGCACCGCCUGGGAGCUUGUCAAGACAGCAGAACAUCUCCCUGCCUUGGAUGCCAGCCCUGUCCUUGUGCAGCAGCUGUCCCUGCCCUCCACCUGGGUGAGAAGAAAGCUGCUCUUGUGAUGGUGCCUCCUGCUGUGUGUGCUCAGAGUCCUGCUCUCCGUGUGUACCUGCACUGCGUGGCAUCAGACCUGGGAGCCGGGUCCCAGCAGGAUCCCUUCUCCUUCUCCCCAUCUCUCUCUCGAUCUUUCGAUGCUGACGGGGGAGCAGAAGCUGGAGGAGCAGCAGGGGCAGGAGCUGACCGCCGAACUGUUUCACGUUCUUCC